CUCAUUCAGUUCAAGAUGAGCAAGAUUGUGUUUCUUAUUCUGCAAGCUGUCCUUCAGUUGGCAGGCGGCACUUCACUGAGGGUCCUCAAGGCAAAUGUCGUGGCUCUGGACGUGUCAGAUCUGUCCAGCUCUGAGGUGUCACUGCAUUGUGGAGAGCAAUAUGAAGGAGAGCAGAUCCACUGGGAGAUGAAUGAGAAAAGCAUCUCUGAGACAGGAAACCGCAUCACUGUCACCAUAGACGGGCUGCGGGGGGGAAACUUCACGUGUCACAGAGCAAACCACAGAGAUACCCUGAACUACACACUGUUACUGGUCCAUCCCGUCAACUUUCCUAAAGGAGUUCUUACACACUCCAUUCACAGAGAAUUUGUUUCUUGUUUUGCGAGGAACUAUAACGGACAGUUUCAUUGCUCUUGGACGUGGCAUCAGGAACGGAAAGAAAGAGCCGUGGUAUAUUUCGCAGCAAUACGGAACUCUAGUUUGAUCAACUGCACUCUGGACUCUGAUAUCUCCGGACUGACGUGUAUCGACGAGGAUUACUGUCCGUACUCUGAAGAGCCUAGGAGCAUCAAUCUCACUCUGUUCGUCAGAAACCUGUAUCGGCUGGAGGAACACCAGAGGACUUUCAUCAUCCGGGACAUUGUCCAACCAGAUAAAGUUAAUAUCACCAAGAUCCAGGAUGAUGUGUUUGAGUGGCGCCCCCCUGGGACGUGGAGUUUCCCCUGCAGUUUCUUUCCCCUGUCCUAUGAGGUGAAAGUGGUUCCCAACAAUCAUAGCUGUGAUUCCACAGGAACUCGUGUUGAAAAAAUGGAAACCACUGAGACACAUUACAAGGUGAACGCCAAAAAAACAUAUACUUUCUGCGUUCGAGCUCAGGACACACUAACUAAAACACUUUGGAGUGACUGGAGUCGCCAUCAUGUAAGAAAACACCGGCACACUUCGGAACAAUAAAAGGUGUGUUGAUUUGUCUUUUAAUGGCCAUAUUGAUCAUUUUUAGUUGAUGUU
Rhinichthys klamathensis goyatoka is the source of this 1008-nucleotide messenger RNA. RefSeq names its product interleukin 12B, b (gene il12bb). Gene Ontology annotation, molecular function: protein binding. The record is from RefSeq and is a predicted model, not a curated record. Lineage: Eukaryota; Metazoa; Chordata; Actinopteri; Cypriniformes; Leuciscidae. Bases 16 to 954 code for a protein of 312 amino acids. The transcript has 8 exons.